UGGGCACGUGUCCCGGGAGGGUGGGCCAGCAGGUCCUGCUCUCCAGGAGGCUUUUUCCCGUGAUCCUCCAUGAAAAGCACCCAUAUCCUUUUCAGUUGGACACCACUGCUGAUCAUAUUUUGUUGCUCUUCCUGGGCCAAGCCCAUCUUCAAACGUCCAGGGAUAUCCCUGUUCCCUCUGCCUCAGUGGUGCAGUGUAUCUCCAAACCAUGUGAACCUGCUGAGGUGUGUUUUUUCAGGUGUGUGAUGAACCAGAGGAGCUGAGGAGAAAGGCAGCUGAGCUGGCGGCAGCUGUGCGGAGCGCCAGGCACCUCGUCAUCUACACGGGUGCCGGGAUCAGCACGGCAGCUUCGAUCCCAGACUACAGAGGCCCCAAUGGCAUUUGGACACUGCUGCAGAAGGGCAGGAGCAUUAGGGCUGCAGACCUGAGUGAGGCAGAGCCCACGCUCACCCAUAUGAGCAUUGCCUGCCUGCACAAGCACAACCUGGUGCAGCAUGUGGUGUCUCAGAACUGUGACGGGCUGCACCUGCGGAGCGGGUUACCCCGAGCUGCAAUAUCUGAGCUUCAUGGGAACAUGUACAUAGAGGUCUGCACUUCCUGUACACCCAACAGAGAGUACGUGCGAGUGUUCGAUGUGACGGAGCGCACAGCCCUGCACAGACAUCACACGGGCAGGAUGUGCCACAAGUGUGGGGCACAGUUGAGAGAUACAAUCGUCCACUUUGGGGAGAAGGGGACAUUGAGACAGCCCCUGAACUGGGAAGCAGCAACAGAAGCUGCAAGCAAAGCAGAUGUGAUUCUUUGUCUGGGUUCCAGCUUAAAGACAACUGUAAACUCUGGUGUCAGGAUUCGCCCACCAUCUGUGAUAGUCUCUCUUCCUCCCUCUUUCCCCUCCUGGUAAUACAUUCCUUUUCCUCUCGCUGAUACGGUUCACAGUGGCGUGUGCCCGUGGCUGU
Molecule: messenger RNA, 956 nt
Organism: Manacus vitellinus (golden-collared manakin)
Lineage: Eukaryota; Metazoa; Chordata; Aves; Passeriformes; Pipridae
Gene: SIRT7
Product: sirtuin 7
Exons: 6
Coding region: 455-901 (148 amino acids)
Molecular function (GO): NAD+ binding
Source: RefSeq, a predicted model, not a curated record